Camponotus floridanus (Florida carpenter ant) is the source of this 670-nucleotide messenger RNA. Its product is annotated as TBC1 domain family member 5 homolog A-like. The coding region runs from base 61 to 600 and encodes 179 amino acids. Lineage: Eukaryota; Metazoa; Arthropoda; Insecta; Hymenoptera; Formicidae. The record is from RefSeq and is a predicted model, not a curated record. The transcript is spliced from 3 exons.
AUAUGUGUUGGUACGAUCAAUUCAGAAAUUGAAACAAACCUCGACCGAUCAUCUCUCACAAUGAUUUCACAUCGAAUACUUGGCUGCUUAUUCCUGAUUUUAUUAUCGCAAUAUAGUAACGCAAGGAAAUCUAAUUAUGUGGAAACUAUUUUGAAUUCGUUACAACGCAUCGAAAAUCUACUUUUCAAACAAAGCACACAACAGACAUUGAAUUGCCUUGUUCCAGUUGAGAAGUUAUUUGCUCUAAUAUCGGAAGCUUCUAAUGAUGACAGCAAUGAGAUACCGAAAAACUUGCCUGACUCCAAUGUUUUCUUUCUUCAAAAGGACUUAGGUCUCGAUAACCAAAAAAAUGUUGUACCAUUUUUGAAAAAAUCGACGGAAAAAAAUAGAAAUUACAUUGACAACAAAAAUUACAAUGAGAAUAUAAAUACUAAUAUAAACAAAAACAUCGAUCGUGCCAGACGUACUUUGGACGACAGCAUAUUUCAUAAUUUUAAUAAAUUACACAAUCGAAAUUAUAAUGUAAAUAUGAAUGCAAACAAGAAUAUAAAUAGAAAAGCAACAGAUUUCACCGAUUUCAUCGACGAAAAUGAAGCUUAAAUAUAGAAAAGAGAUUCAAGAAAAUCAUAAAAUAUAUAUCCGAAUAUUAGCUGUAACCUGUAAUUUCUGU